This is a messenger RNA of Mya arenaria, 366 nucleotides long. RefSeq names its product muscarinic acetylcholine receptor M3-like. NCBI's taxonomy places the organism in Eukaryota, Metazoa, Mollusca, Bivalvia, Myida, Myidae. Bases 1 to 366 code for a protein of 121 amino acids. Gene Ontology annotation, molecular function: G protein-coupled receptor activity. The record is from RefSeq and is a predicted model, not a curated record. Gene Ontology annotation, cellular component: membrane. Gene Ontology annotation, biological process: adenylate cyclase-activating adrenergic receptor signaling pathway. The transcript is spliced from 3 exons.
AUGUGUAAUGCAUCAGUGGCAAAUUUACUUGUUAUCUGUGUCGAUCGUUACUUUUCCAUUUCAAGACCUUUGACCUACAGAGCAAAUAGGACGCCGGUAAAGCGGCAGGAGCGCAAGGCAGCCAGGACGUUGAGUGUCAUACUGCUGGUGUUCAUCAUCACAUGGACGCCGUACAACGUCCUGGCCGUUCUGAGUCCUCUGUGCCCUUCCUGUGUGAAUGGAACUGCGUGGUCAUUUGCCUACUGGUUGUGCUAUUUGAAUUCGACAGUUAAUCCGUUCUGCUAUGCCCUCUGUAACGCAAAUUUCCGAAGAGCUUUCUUCAACAUUCUUCGGUGCAACUGCGCCUCAUACAAGAAGAAGAAAUGA